Messenger RNA from Paramecium sonneborni, 4710 nucleotides. NCBI's taxonomy places the organism in Eukaryota, Ciliophora, Oligohymenophorea, Peniculida, Parameciidae. The record is from the annotation of a GenBank genome assembly.
AUGAUGGAAAUAAUUUAAAGGCUAAUAGAACAUUAUUUGGAUUUAAUGACUUCAUCUCCUAAAAUUCAGUUAGGUGAAUCACUAUUUUAAAGCGCUAUUUUCUUAUAAUUUAUUUUGAGACUCCAUUUUAUAUUUCCAUUAGAUGGAUGGAGUAUAUGGAAAUAUGAAGAUUAUAAAUUACAUGUUCCUUAUGUCAUAUUGUCUGUUUUAUAUCAAGAGAUAUCAGAUAAGCUUAAAAUAAUUCUCAUAAUACUUAAUGUUACAAUCUUUAUUCUCAGCUUUUUCAAAUUUCAAUUUGUUUUCUAUUACAAUAACCUAUUAUGGACUAUAUUUUAUAUACCUUAAGUAGUAAUGCUUUCAACUUCAUCAGAAAAUAUUGGAAUUUCAAUUUUUGGAAUCCUAUUUCUUUUUUUUAUUCUAGUAUUUAACAUCUAUUUUAAUCGUUCCACUAAAUUUAUUCAUAGUAAUCCAUUUGUUAGAAAAUUUACUUAAUUAACGAUCCUCAGUAUUGCAUUAGAUACAAUUUGUUAUAUAGAUUUUGAGUUUCACAUGUUGUAAAUGAUUUUAUUACAUAUAUAGGGGAUUAUUCUUUGUUUAGAUAUCUUAAUUUUUAAACCUUAUAAAUUUUAAUUAAAUAAAUUAGUAUUUCGGUUUAAUUUUUUAUUUUACACUAUGGUUAUGAUUCAUACAUUAAUGCUAUUUAACAAAUCAGAAGAGAAUAUGUUUUAUUUUUCUAUCCUAAUUGGUACUUUAGCAUAUGCUCUUUCAUAUCAAAUCUAUGAUAGAAAAGCUGAUAUGGAUUCACAAAAUUAAUUUGCACUCUUAAUUUAGUGUUAAGGAUUUUAUUAAUCAUAGGAUAUUUAAUAAUAUAUAUAUUUGAAAUAACAUUAAACUAAUUGUAAACUAUAUUUAAAGGAUUCAAAUAAGAAUGAAAUAUUGAUUUGUUAUUUAGAAUAUAACAUAUCAAAUAACAAAAAGUAGAAAAUAGAUUAUGAAAUUUUAGAGUUAGCUUUAAUUCACUUUUUAAGUAUUCAUAAGGCUCCAUUAACAGCCCUUUGUAGAUUAAUAUAAUAUUAUAACAUUCCUUAAGAUCAUUCAUUAUUUUUUAAAAUAACUUUUCCAAGUUAACAUAAAUAAUUGUGGAAUUCAGUUAGGAAAGUAUAAGAAGGAAUAAAUUAACUUUUAAAAGCAGGUUAAUAUUUAGAUAAUCGUAUUUUAUCUACAAAAGAUGUAUAUGAGGCAGUGAAAAUAAGAGAAACAUUAAUGCCUUUGAUUUUAAGCACUUUGGAUUAUAAAAUAAAUUACUGGAAAUAAUUAAACUCUUUGAUAACAAAUUUAAAGAAACUUUUUUAGACAACAUGUUUAAUGAGUCAGAAAUUAUUGGAAUGUAAAUUUUUACUUCAAAAAUUAUUCAACUGUGGUGAUAUUGAAUAAAUUGAAGAACCAAAAACAAUUUUAGAAGUUUUAAUUCUGAUUAUUUAUUAUGCAAUUAUAAUUAAUGAUUAUGAACAAGCAACAAAAAUGUAAAAAGUAAUGAAUGACAUUUUAAGAUCAGAAACUCUUAUUGAAGGUAAAUUACUUAAUGGUAACAUUAUUGAAAACAAAAUUUGUUUGCUUUACACUAGUAUUGUUAAAUCACAAGGAUCAAUAAUUAAAUUAAAUGCAUCAUAAAUUGCAUAAUUUUGGGGAUAUGAAAAUGAAAUGGAUUUUAGAGAUAUUAAGCAUAUAAACUAAUUAAUGCCAGAAUUUUUAGCAUCAGUUCAUGAUCAAUAUCUAGAAAGAUUCAAAAAAUUAGGACACAGCAUAUUAUUUGGUAAAAGUAGAACAAUUUUCUUGAAAGGAAAAAGUAAUUUCUUUAUUCCUGCAGAUAUUACAAUUGAUAAUUUCUUUAUCAGUUAUGAUGAUUAUGUUAUUACAGCUGCAUUUUCUAAAACAAAAGAAAAAUGUCUGUUUAUGUUGUUUGAUCAUAAAGGUAAAAUUUUAGGAGUUAAUAAUCUUAUGUUCAAAUUAAUGUAAUCAAUAGAUAAAACUAUUACUUUAGAUCACCUUACAUCUGGUUAUGUUUUUCAAUUAAUUCCUAAAAUAUUUAAUUUAAUAAAUGCAUAUAAAAAUUCUUAAGAUGAUUCAAAUUAGGAUGAUAAAAUUAUAUUAAAAAUUGGAAAUCCUAUAAAAUAACAGUUCUCUAAAUUAAUGUAAAGUUCAAAGCAGAAAAAUAAGCAUUAAAUGUAUUAUGCAGGUUUAUGGACGACAUUUGAUACACCUGAAUAUCGUCAGGUAAAAUAAAAUUUAAAUCUGAAUUUUCAUGAUCCUGAAAAGCCAAACUGCGAUUUAUUUGAUUAAGAAUAUUAAUAAAAGAUGCAACUAUACAUUGAUCAAAAUCUUUAAACUUCAAAUUUUUAAAUUAAAUGCUACUUAGAAUAUUUAAUACUUGGAUACUAAAAAUCGAUUCCUUUGUUUACUUUAGAAAUAAAUGAUAUUAUUUUUUUACACUAUUAAGAAAAUGAUGAUACAUUGUCAUAAAAUAGUAUUCAAAAUAUUGAAUUGUCUAAUCUAAAUAAAUCUAGUCAUAUGAUGCUGAGCUCAAUUUAGGAUGAAAGCUUUUAAAAAGUAAAAAUUGAUGAUAAUGAGAAAUAAUAAUACCCAGAAAUAUCAUUAUUGAGAGGAAGAUAUGAUUAAUCUUAUUUUGACUAAAUGCAGGAAUCUUCAAGAUAAAUUUUAGCUCCAUUUUCUCAAAGAGCUACCUUUAAUUUAAUAAAACAUAAAAGUAUGAAUGAUGACUCUAGAUAUUUAGAAGAUGAAUUUAAAAUUAUUAAAUUAUAACAAGAAAUAGGAUAUGAAAAUUAAAAUUUACAAUUAUAAUACUUUAAAAAUAAAACUGUACUUGAUAAAUUACAAGAGCAAUAAUCAUCUAAUAAUAAUAAUGAAUAAUAAAUUGAUUAAAAAAAUGAAAUCCAAGCUGUAAACUCUGGUGGUUCGAUUGCAAGAACAUCAAAAAAUCAUCAUUUUGAAUUGUUAAAACUCAAAUCUAGAUCUUCAUCAAGACCUAUUUAAUUAAGUGUUAUCAUUUUAUUAGAUGUAUUUAUUAUCUUAAGCAUUAUCAUAUUUAAUAUUAUUAAUGGGAUAUUUAUAAGUAAACAAAAAGAUAAUGGAAAUAGAUAACUUCUUGAAAUGCAAGCUCCAUAUAUUUUUAAUGGAUUCUAUUGUGAAUUAACUUCUCAUGAUAUUCUUUAUAAAUUAUCUAAAGUAGAAGGAAUCUAAAUAAGUUAAAAUCUAUUGAACUCUAUUUAAUAAAGAUUUUUGAAGAUUAAUUAUUUGCAAAAUAUGUCAGAAUUUCAAAUUGUAUUUCAUUAAAUUGAAUAAUAAGAGUAUUCUUUAAAAUCCAAUAUAACAUUACAUUAUAUUGAUUAACCUGAUGAAUUAAAUUCAUCUUUCACACACUUUUAUACAAAAUUAGUUAUUUAUUUCAGGCUGUUGAUUGAAUAUUAUUAAGAUUCUGAUUUGUAAAAUUUUAAUGAUCACUUUUUUUAGCAAUCUCUUUUUCAAGUAUUAAAUUUAGAAAAUAGCACUUCAUUUUUUAGAACAUUGGUUAGAUCUUUAAUUGAUAAAUUUUAUGUUGAAUUAGAUUUAAAUGAUUAAUUAAUUUUAAAUUUAUUCAUCAUUUAAACUAUUCUAUAAUUUUGCCUAUUUAUCUCAUAAUUUUGGUUCUUCUUUGAUUUAUUAAAAACUCAUGUAAAAAUUCUACAAAUUAACUGUAGAUUAUAUGAAAAAGACAUAUAUAUAUAAACUCUUCUUUCAUCUAGAAUAUAGCAAUCAACUUUUAAUAUUUGUUCAAUUUCAAUAUUUUUGUUUGCUAUACUUUUUAUAAUUCUAAUUGUAAAUAUAGGAGGCUUUCUUUUUAAUUCUCAAAAAUAAAAAUAACUUAUGCCAUCUUAUAAAUUAGGUGCUGAAUUUCUUCAUUUCACCAUUUAAUUUGAUUCUAUUAUCACUCAUGCCAUUAGGAUUAAGAGUUAAAAUAUACUUUUGAGCUCUAACUUUUUAACUGAAUCUAUAUCCUAAAAAACAUUAUUAUUAUCUUAAAGUUAUUUCAAAUAAAAUCACUAUCAAAAUUUAACAACUUUUUAUUAUUCGGUAGAUACAUUUAAGCAUAACUAAAUUCAAAUCAUAUCAAAUUUAAUAAAUAAUCCAAAUAUUGAUUCAAAUAAUGCUGACAUUUUAAAUCAAUUGUUUUUUUAAGAUAUUUGUACACUCUUUUGCCCUAAUUCCACAGAUAUUAAAGAUAAUUGUACUUAUCUUUAUAAUAAAGGAAUUAUAGGAAUAUAUACAAAAACUUUAAAUUACAUAGUCAGUUCCUUUAAUAAUGAAUUAGAAAAUAAAAUACUGGAUACAGAUUUUUAAAAUACUCAAAAUUUACUAAAUUCAGCUGAUUUCAAUUAGAUGUUUGGUAGACAUUUUACUAAUGCUAAAUUAGCUUUUAAUCAAUUUGUUUAAAAAAAUUUAUAAUUAGCAUUUGAUUAAAUUGAAAAUAAUUUUAAUGAUACUUUAACUUAUUAUAUAAUAACUGGGCAUUUAACAUUAAUAGUAGUUGGAUUAGCAUUAAUAUAUUUUGUUAAAGUUCAAUAAAAAUAAAUUAAUUUAAUUAGAUUGUCUUUAACAAUCCUCCCAGUGGAAUUAAUUGAUUAAUAAGCUAUUAAUAUUCUUCAUUAAUUAUGA